AUGUCCGGAGACGACCACUCACCACCGCACAACCUUUACUUCAUACACUUCGCCAUCUUCACUCAGAGCUCCAUAAUAUUGGUAAAGAACCCUGUGACCUUCGAAAGAGUUAUGGAAGCCGCCGGAUCUUCAAAGACAGCCUCCAGGAGCGGCUUUGCUCGGUUCGCUUGCGACUUUUGUCGAGUGAAAAAACUGAAGUGUUCGCGAGAGUUGCCGAAAUGCAGUGGUUGCAAGCCGUGGCCAAGUAGCUGCGUAUAUUCGCGAGAAGUGUCGUCAUUUAACGCGAACGGUAAAAGACUUCAUGUUGCCGAGGUCUCUAGUAAAUAUACAAAAGCCAGCAUUGAGAGUCGCCUCGAAGGCCUGGAGCGCACAGUCCAGUCUCUAACCAGCUCGGUUGAAGAAGCCUUGCGUGUCUUGUCCGCGGCAGCCCCACGAAGAGACUUAUCCAAAAUACCUAUUACAUCCAACCAGACGAUUGUGAAUGAGGCAGACGGAUCCGAUUCAGAGCUGUAUAUCGGCCCAUCGCAUUCGUUCUCUUUCCUUCAAGAGGCGCCCGCGGGCAUCGAGCGUCUAGCCCGACAAGGUGUCGAAGAUUCUCGACAGUGUGCCAUUUCAGAGAUUCACAACAUGUCAUCAAGUCUGACAUCAGCAAGAACUGGAAAUCCGACGAAAGCUUCAACAGGCUUUCAUAUACCAUCGAGAUCUGCAGGAUAUGCCCUCCUCGGCAAGUUUCUGGAGCAUUGCGAGCUUGGUGAGCCAUUUUUUCGUUUCCCGUCGGACGAAGUCCUCAGACAGAUUGUUUUCGAACCUGAAAAGGUUCGGGAAAAGGCGUGGAUUGUUUCCUUCAACUAUAUACUACUUGCUGCCAUAUCUACGCAGCAGGAUGAGCAUGAAGACAAACUCCGGCAAAAUUCCCAACUGGCACUGAAUGAUAGCCAGAUUUUCCUCGAACCAUCCUUGGCUAAUGUACAGACUCUGGCCUUGCUCGCUGUUCACGGUGAAGACUUUGCUUCGCCCAACAUAUCAUGGAUGCUGUUGAGUCAUGCCUGUCGCCAGGCCGAAGCUUUGGGCUUGCAUAUCAAGACCAGCAAGGGUAGAUUUGAUGAAUCGCAGCACAAGCUGUGUUUAUUUUGGAUGCUCUUCACGCUGGACAAAUCUUGCGCGCUGGCAUUUGGUCGGCCUGCCUUCCUACCAUUCUCCUUGUAUCGUUAUGUUCCGCUUCCCGACGAAGAGUUUAUGCGGAAAUUCAGUCCUCAUGACACGGAGGACCCUGGUAAUCAACAGCAGAAAUCCCAAAACUCCGGUUUCGGUGCCCUGAUGUUUAAAAAUACUGUUGAGCUGGCUAAGUUGAUGAGCGAUGUUUUGGAUGUUCUGGGCGUGAGCAACUCAGAGAAAUCCAAGGAUGAGACACGAUCAAAGUUGGAAGGUUGGUUCUCAAUCACAAAUAUGACAUUGACGCAAGCCAUGGAGAACGAGCGCAUAUCAGCAGAUGCAGAUCAAAUUCAUGAAAUGAAACUGGGAAUCAAUAGUGUCAAGUUUCAAUAUUUGCACAUUCUAACUCUAUUACUGAAAGGCGAUCGGACCUCAGAUCUUCGUCUAUCCUUUGCUCGCGAAGCAAUUUCCUUACUUCCCUCUUUGGUAUCGAACUGGGGAUCAGUAUAUAACGGAGUUGUCUGGCAACUUCUCUAUUAUCCUUUCGCCCCUUUCUUCGUUAUUUUCGAGAACUUAGUGCACCAGCAUAGCCACUAUCCGAAACAUGACGAGGAUCUGCGCUUAUUGGCUACGACGGUAAACUACUUUGCCGAGAUGAGGUCCCAAAUGCGACUUCUUGCUGGUUUAUGCCGCAAGCUCCAGCAUACUGCGGCUGUUUUUCUCCAGCUGGCUCAAUCUCAUACCCGCCAUGGCAACUCGACAAAGCCAGCCGGCAAUACAGCCCCCUUAUCCCAGCAGCAGAAAAGCUCAGCGCUUGGCGAGCAGGCCACACAGCCAUGGGAUGACCUGAUCGACGUUGAUUUGGGUGAUCAUGACUUCAUUACCUAUUUGAAUUGGUUGCCGGUUGACAUGAAUGCUACGUCCCGGAUACUUGAAACUGAGCUUCAAGGUCCAAAAUCCCAUCAUCCGGACCGCGGCCAGGAAAGUAGUCUACCACACCCUCAAAAGCCGAUGUCGGACCGUACCUUUGAUUGGUUCUUAUGGGAUGACUAUUAUGGCAGUACCAACGUGGGGUUCGAAUGA
Penicillium waksmanii is the source of this 2235-nucleotide messenger RNA. Its product is annotated as Zn(II)2Cys6 transcription factor. Gene Ontology annotation, molecular function: DNA-binding transcription factor activity, RNA polymerase II-specific; zinc ion binding; DNA binding. NCBI's taxonomy places the organism in Eukaryota, Fungi, Ascomycota, Eurotiomycetes, Eurotiales, Aspergillaceae. The record is from RefSeq and is a predicted model, not a curated record. Bases 1 to 2235 code for a protein of 744 amino acids. The transcript has 6 exons. Gene Ontology annotation, biological process: regulation of DNA-templated transcription; DNA-templated transcription.